This is a messenger RNA of Nicotiana tabacum (common tobacco), 1163 nucleotides long. NCBI's taxonomy places the organism in Eukaryota, Viridiplantae, Streptophyta, Magnoliopsida, Solanales, Solanaceae. The record is from RefSeq and is a predicted model, not a curated record.
UAGAAUUUUCACACGAUGGUAUUCUUUCCGGUCAUUUUCAUAACUACAAAUUUAUAUGUAGGUGUGGGUGCCAAUGGCGCUAUAAUUCAUUACAAGCCAGAGCCAGAUAGUUGUAGCAUUGUGGAUGGGAAGGAACUCUUCCUCUUAGACAGUGGAGGCCAAUAUAUUGAUGGAACGACUGACAUUACUAGGACAGUGCAUUUCGGUGAACCAUCUGCAAGAGAAAGAGAAUGUUUCACCCGAGUGCUACAGGGUCACAUAGCACUUGACCAAGCAGUUUUCCCUGAGAAUACCCCUGGUUUCGUGUUGGAUGCAUUUGCGCGGUCUUCCCUAUGGAAGGUUGGCCUUGAUUACCGGCAUGGAACUGGGCAUGGUGUAGGAGCUGCACUAAAUGUUCAUGAAGGCCCACAUAGCAUUAGUUUCCGCUUUGGAAAUAUGACUCCCUUAUUGAGAGGAAUGAUUGUCAGCAAUGAACCCGGUUACUAUGAAGACCAUCAAUUUGGCAUUCGAAUUGAGAAUCUUCUUUACGUUAAAGAAGUAGACACACCAAAUCGUUUUGGAGGAAUAGGGUAUCUGGGAUUUGAAAAGCUUACUUUUGCUCCCAUACAGACUAAAUUGGUGGACUUAUCUUUGCUCUCUGUUGCUGAAGUAGAGUGGCUCAAUAGUUACCAUUCGCAAGUUUGGGAGAAGGUGUCACCUCUGCUGGAUGGUUCUGCACGUCAAUGGCUUUGGAAUAACACAAGGCCUCUUACAAAGCUGUAAUUCCUGUAUAGACACUGUCAAUACUACGCUGUUCCAUCCUUCACCAUUUGUUGUACAUAGGAGAUAAAUAAUUUGAUAAUUAAGAGUUACAGCUACUCAUGUACACUAUAGACAGGUAAAUGAACUUUGUAGUACAAUAUUAGCCCCCGGGAUUUUGGUCUUAGUGGUAAAAGUGCAUGACGUGAUGUGUGGGUUAAGCGCACAUCACGGAUUCGAACAGACAAAAGUCCGGUAUUCAAGUGGAGAGGGGUAGAGGUUCUGGCUCAUUAUCCACCGAGUUUCGAACCUUGUGCCACUUGCAUUGUGAACUGAGUAGCAUUAAUAAGGAUGGUAAAGGACCUCUGUAAAUGUACAAUAUGAUUAUUCGAUUUAAGGUUUAGCCUUGUGGCUCAUCUCAGAUA